UCUGCCACCAGACGGACGGCUGCAGAGCAGGAUGAAUGACGGGGAGAAGGAGAGCAAUGGAGGAGGAGCAGGAGGAGGAAGAAAGGCCAGCAGCAAGAAGGAGAAAGACCAGAGCUGGGUUCCAAAGAUCAUCAAGAAGCGGGUGUGCACCUCGUUUGUCGAAGACUCUUUCAGUAAUGGAGCUCUGUGUCAGUGCGGCGGCGUGAGGGAUCUGCACGACUCGGUGGCGAUGGCCGACUGCUUCGGGGCGGCGAUCGUCAUGCGGUGGGACAGCAGGCAGCACUCGUCCGAGAGUCCCACCGACGCCUUCGGAGAGCUGGAGUUCGCCGGAGCGGGACGCAGACACAGCCACUUUCUGCGACUGUCAUGUGACACACCACCUCAGAUUGUCUACACCCUGAUGACGGCUCACUGGGGGCUGCCCUCCCCCAAUCUGGUGGUGUCGGUGGUGGGCGGAGACGGUCACGAGAAGAUCAAACCCUGGGUGAGAGACGUCCUGAGGAACGGCCUGGUGAGGGCUGCUCAGAGCACAGGGGCCUGGAUCCUGACGGGGGGUCUGAGGGAGGGCGUGGCCCGCUGUGUGGGGGAGGCUGUGAGGGACCACAGCGCUGCAGCUCCAGCCUCCUCUCAGAAGAAAGUCAUCGCAGUGGGACUGGCGCCCUGGGGUCUGGUUCACAACAGGCAGCAGCUCGUCAACCCGCAGGGCAGCUUCCCCGCUCGGUACUAUGUUCAGAACACGACUCGUGACUCCUGCUGCCUGGACAACAACUGCCAGGCUUUCCUCCUGGUGGAUGAUGGGAGUGUGGGCCGGCGCGGCGGGGAGACGGUGUUUCGUGCCAACCUGGAGGACUACAUCUCCCAUCAGCGCACGGGCAUCUGGGGAAGUGGCAGUAUUGAAAUCCCGGUGCUCUGCAUGCUCAUCUCGGGAGACUCCAGCAUGCUGGAGAGAGUGGACGUGUCCCUGAGGAAAGCCACGCCCUGGCUGGUCCUGGCCGGUUCCGGUCCUGCAGCAGAUCUUAUCAGUGAGCUGCUGCACAAACUGCCCCCGGUCCCCCUCAGCCCCGCCUCCACCGCCUCGGAGGGGGGCGAGAGCGCCGAGGGGCCCAGCCCGGAGCUGCGGGACUGGGUCCGGGACAGGGUGCGGAGACACCUGCCGGCCGAGGGCGAGCUGGAGAAGCAGGUGGACCGAGCUGUGAGCAUUUACCAGAACAGAGACCUCAUCACGGUUUUCCACGGGGAGCAGGACGGCUCCGACGACUUCGACACCGUUCUCCUCAAAGCUCUGGUUCGAGCCAGUAAGCGCCUGGGCGGGGAAGCCUGCGAGUGCACGGAGGAGCUGAAGCUGGCCGUGGCCUGGAACCGGGUGGACAUCGCCAAGGCCGAGCUCUUCAACGGAGACAUCCAGUGGAAGUACGACGACCUGGAGGACUCCAUGACGGACGCUCUGGUCAACGACAAGCCGCAGUUCGUGCGUCUCUUCUGUGAGAACGGCCUGAACAUCCUGGACUACCUGACGUACCAGCGCCUGGAGAGCCUGUACCGCUCGGUGUCCGACACCUCGCUGGCCUUCACCCUGCUGCAGCGCCGCCUCGGCGAGCGCCAGGCGCUGGCCGGCUCCCUGCCCAACGUGGACGCCGCCUCCACGGGUCUGCUGAAGACGCCCCAGAGCGAGCCGGCCUUGGCCAUGGAGCUCAGCCUGUUCGAGGUCUCCCGCCUGCUCUGGGACCUCCUGGGGGACGUCUGCCAGCCCUUCUACUUCGGGCCCCUGGGCCUGGACCCCAGCACGAGCACCAGGAAGGCUCUGAGGUACGUCAACAAGCUGCUGAUGGGGGAGUGUGUGUACCGGGCCCAGCGCUGCCUGUCGCCCUGGGCCGCCCUCUUCAUCUGGGCCGUGCUGCAGAACCGCAGUGAGAUGGCCACGUACUUCUGGGAGAUGGCCGGGGAGUCUGUGCUCAGCGCUCUGGGGGGCUGUAAGAUGCUGAGGGAGCUUUCUAAGCUGGAGAGUGAGACGGAGACCAAGCUGGCCAUGAAGGAGCUGGCCCAGAAGUUUGAAGACUUGGCUCACGACGUGUUCGGUGAGUGUUACCAGAACACGGAGAGCCGCUCCUUCAUGCUGCUCAUCAGGAAGUCUGUGGUGUGGGGCGGAGCCACCUGCCUCCAGAUGUCCACCGCCGCUGACGCCCGGCUGUUCUUCAGCCACGACGGGGUCCAGUCUCUGCUGUCUCAGAUCUGGUGGGGCGACAUGGAGCGCAGCACGGCGGUCUGGAAGCUGGUGCUCACCUUCUUCCUGCCCCCCCUCCUCUACACUGACCUCAUCGACUUCAGGGAGCAGGAGGAGGAGGUGAAGUCUGUGAUGGCUCCUCACAUCGGAGACACCGACAGUCUGGACGGGAACGACGGCACGGUGUUCUCUCUGGCAGACAUCAUACAGAGUGAAGAAGACGCAGAGGAGUUCAGGGCUCUGAAAGAAAAGAAGGAAGGUGCCUCCCGGUCUCCGUCCAGGAGACCCUUCCUGGUGCACCGCUGGAGGCAGUUCUGGUUCGCGCCCGUCACCUCCUUCCUGGGGAACGUGCUGAUGUACCACCUCUUCCUCUGCCUCUUCGCUUACGUCCUGCUGGUGGACUUCAAGCCGCCGCCCCCCGACGGACCCUCCGUGGCCGAGUUCGUGCUCUACUUCUGGGUCUUCACCUUAGUGUGUGAAGAGAUCCGGCAGACCUUCUUUGUGGGCAGCUCGUUUGUCACUCAGAGGAUGAAGAACUACAUCCAGGAUGUGUGGAACAAGUGCGACCUGACCGCCAUUUGCCUCUUCAUGCUGGCCCUGUGCUGCAGGAUGUUUCCGUGGUCCUAUGAUUUCGGCCGCUGCCUGAUGUCCAUCGACUUCAUGGUCUUCACUCUCCGUCUCAUCCACAUCUUCGCGAUCCACCGACAGCUCGGACCCAAGAUCAUCAUCGUGGGCAAAAUGGUGAAAGACGUCUUCUUCUUCCUGUUCUUCCUGGCCGUGUGGCUCCUGGCUCACGGAGUGGCCAACCAGGCCCUGCUCUACUCCUACGACUCGCGGCCCAACUGGAUCUUCCGCAGAGUGUUCUACCGACCGUACCUGCACAUUUUCGGACAAAUCCCCAUCGAUGAAAUGGACAUUGAUAAGAUGGAAAAGGAGAAGUGCACCACCAACACGACCCUGAUCGACGGCGGGGCGGAGCCGUGCCUGAGCACCUACGCCAACUGGCUGGUGGUCAUCCUGCUGGUCGUCUACCUGCUCUUCACCAACAUCGUGCUGGUCAACAUGCUCAUCGCCAUGUUCAGCUAUACCUUCUCCAAGGUGCAGGAGCGCAGCGACACCUACUGGAAGUUCCAGCGCUACAACCUGAUCGUGGAGUACCACUCCAGGCCCUUCCUGCCGCCGCCCUUCAUCAUCAUCUCCCACAUCCACCUCUUAAUCAAGAGAUACAUCCGCCGGAUCCCCUCGGUGAAGAGCCAACACUUCGCUCUGGACCUGCGGGGCAGGAAGGCCAGCAGACUCAACACAUGGGAGGCCAUCCAGAAGGAGACGCUGCUGUCUGCUCAGAACAAGAGGCAGAGGGAGAGCGACACGGCGCGCCUCAAACGCACCUCCGUCAAGGUGGACAGCGUGCUAAAACAGAUGGCAGAGAUCCGGGAUCAUGACCGAAGGCUGCGGCUGCUGGAGGCGGAGCUGGAGUUCUGCUGCAGCGCCCUCUCCUGGAUGGCAGAUGCUCUGACUCAGAGUGAAGUGAUCCGAGCAGAGCGGCCUGCUCCGCUCCUCCGAGGUGAACACACUCCACACACUCCACACACUCCACACACUCCUGCAUGCAUUCACAGUCAGCCUGUCAGACCCCACCGAGGGCUAAAAUCCCAACGCGUCUUUCAUUACACAGCUGCUUUGAAGCACAGUUGAAUUUUCUGUACAAAUAGAGGAGACUAACCUGUAAAACUCUGAGUAAACCUCCAGAAACCUGUCGUCUUCAGGUCAACAUGAGCUCUUUUCAAACCUUAAUGUGUCGUGACUUUACUUUUCUACAGUAUAAUUAUGUAAACGGAUUCACGUUGUGAUGUUGCUUUAGGAUAAAGCAGCGCAGGUCAGUAGGAGCCAGAGAGUUAAAGGGAGUAAGAAUGACCUCCAGACUGGACUCAGUCCUCCUGCAGUCAGCGCAGCUGGGUUCUCCUCAGAUUAUCGCUGGCAGAUGGGUUCUGUUAAACACAGCAGUGUUGAGGUGUUUCUGUUCUGCUCUCAUUCUUCUUUCUGUCGUCUGUUACAGAUCUGACUCCUCUGUCUCCAAGUUGACUCCUGGAACACACACACACACACACACACACACACACACACACACACACACACACACACACACACACACACACACACACACACACACACACACGUGUAAAAUUCUCUGACCGUGGGAUCAAGCGUGUAGUGGUUAGUACUCUGGCUGCACAGUAAAAGUGUCCCGGUUUGAUUCUGGGUUGAUGACUGUGGUUGAACCUUGGACGUCAGAGAGAUGGAACCACAUGGAGAUCUUUCAUUCAGACGCAGCUGAACGUAUCGGAGGAAAUGUUGUGAUUUCAUGCUGCGUAGUUUCAGGAUUUGAAGCAGAAUUAAAUGAGGGUUAAAAAGACUGUGACACUCUUCUGAUGUGAGAAUGGCGAUUUCAGGAUGUUUUACUGCAUGUGUACAGAAAACAAACAGCACUCUGUGUUGUCUUUUAUGUCUAACAUAUAUUCACAUCUAUAGGCCACUCAUUAAAAACACAGCACAGUGUUAUCUCAGAGCAUUUCAAAGUAAAACUUCCUUUUUACACAUAUAAAACAUGUUAGUGACUUAAACUCUUUCUCUCUUAA
Molecule: messenger RNA, 4857 nt
Organism: Salarias fasciatus (jewelled blenny)
Lineage: Eukaryota; Metazoa; Chordata; Actinopteri; Blenniiformes; Blenniidae
Gene: trpm4a
Product: transient receptor potential cation channel, subfamily M, member 4a
Exons: 27
Coding region: 32-3916 (1294 amino acids)
Biological process (GO): calcium ion transmembrane transport
Cellular component (GO): plasma membrane
Molecular function (GO): ligand-gated calcium channel activity; calcium-activated cation channel activity
Source: RefSeq, a predicted model, not a curated record